Labrus bergylta (ballan wrasse) is the source of this 2296-nucleotide messenger RNA. RefSeq names its product apelin receptor 2 (gene aplnr2). NCBI's taxonomy places the organism in Eukaryota, Metazoa, Chordata, Actinopteri, Labriformes, Labridae. Gene Ontology annotation, biological process: immune response; neurogenesis; cell chemotaxis. The record is from RefSeq and is a predicted model, not a curated record. Gene Ontology annotation, molecular function: C-C chemokine receptor activity; C-C chemokine binding. Gene Ontology annotation, cellular component: membrane; external side of plasma membrane.
UGUAUACAUCAGUGUGUGCAUGUGUGUGCACGCGUGAGUGAGUGAGUGCAUGUGUGUGUGUGUGGAGGAGAGUGCUAUAUAUUUGGAUUUAAGAGAAAGACACACCUUCUUCAGCUGGGACAGUGGAGAUGUAGAGAUUGAGGGAGACGACUCAGAGAGAAAGUGAAAUGAAGGAAGACAGAGGAUUCAUUUCAUCACACUGUUCGUCACAUCUCAGAAAAGGAUUUCUUUCAAGCUGAUGUAAUAGCCUGAGACCCUCCAAUUCAAAGGACCAAGGACAAAGGGAAAGGAAACAGAGGAUUUGUCCACUUCAAUUCUGGCCUUAACUUCAACAUAUAAAACAUUUCUACCACUGAGAGAGUUUUGCUUCAAGAAAUCAUAUCUACCAAGUGUCACCAAAUAUUGGAACCUUGAGAGAUUUAAAUGCUUGGUGAUUUUCUGUAGACAUCAAGGAGAUGGACCCCCAAAUGUCAGACCUCCUCGCCUCCCCGUCUCCUUCUCCCUCUCCCUUCUUCCACUGUGACUACAGCGACUGGUCUCCUUCCUUCUCCAUCAUCCCCUCUGUCUACCUACUAGCCUUUCUGGUUGGUUCCCUUGGAAACGGCCUGGUGCUGUGGGCCUACUUGGACAAAGCUGAGGGGAGGGGAGCGAGAUCAGGAGGACGGUUCUGUUGCACCCGUCAGUUGGACGUGAACAGCUCUGGAAGAUGUGAGCACAAUUCUCAUCCAGAGAAAAGCAAGGAAAACUGCAGAUCUUCUUCAGGAAAAAGCUGCAGAGCCUCUUCUCACUCCUCCUCCACCUCCUCCUCCUCUUAUCCUCCCUCCACCCCUCGUCCCUCCCGCUCCCUGACAGACUCUCUAAUAGCCAGCUUAGCCUUGGCUGACCUCUGCUUUCUUGUGACCCUCCCUCUGUGGGCCGCCUACACAGCGCUGGGCUACCACUGGCCUUUUGGGCAACCGCUCUGCCAAAUAAGCAGCUUCCUCACCGCCCUCAACAUGUACGCCAGCGUGUUCAGUCUGAGCAUGCUCAGUGUGGAGCGCUACUGGGUUUUGACUGGACGCCGGCACUCCAGCCACCAUCACCCGCGGCAGAGCUGCCCCAGCAGGGCUCUGUGGAUACUUGGAGGGGUGUGGGUGCUGGCUGGCGUUUUGGCACUUCCUGGUUUGCUGCUGCGCUCUGUCAAGGAGGUGGAGCUACACUCUGAAUAUGAGGAUGAUUGGCAGCUAGAAGAGAGCCUUCCUACUGACUCUGCAUCAGUCUUCCUCUCCUGUCAGAUGGACUACUCCAUGCUGAUUGGAGCAGAGAUGGAGGAGACGGACAGAGACAGGGUGGAGAUGAUGUGGGUGGCAGCUUUGAGUCUUAAAUCCACUCUAAUUGGCUUCCUGCUUCCCCUGGUCAUCCUGCUGGUUUGCUACUGCUCCUUAGCCCGGCUCCUCAGCAGGCAUUUUGGACGGGGUCCUCGCCCUGACCGCAGGCAUCAGCGGAGACUCCUGAGGGUCAUCGUCUCUUUGGUGCUGGCUUUCUUCCUGUGCUGGCUUCCCCUGCAUGUUAACAAGUCUGUCUCCAUGCUGCUUGAGUUCGGCUUUGUCCCUUACUCCUGCUCUUUAGAUCAGAUUCUACUGGCUGCUCAACCAUACGUUACCUGUUUAGCUUAUCUUAACUCCUGCCUCAACCCUCUCCUGUAUGCGGCCUGUGACCCGACAUUCAGGAAGAGAUGCAGAGGAGCUCUGCUCAUGAUGUGCAGGAGAGGAGGAGAGGGGAGAGAGGGAAAGAAGGAGGAAGGAGAGGAAGGGAAAGAGGAAAGGAGUUCAGCUUUUCCCACAAGAACUCAGGAGGAGACAGCAAGGACGGAGGGAGAGGAGGAGAGGGAAGGGGUGGAUGGGCCGCAUGAAUGAGGGCUUGAACAUUUGAAUAUAAUCUUGUAAAUAAAGCAUUAUUCAAUGGGAUAUUUCAGUAUUGCUGAAACAAUAAACAAAAACUGUAUUCCAAAGAGGCCUAACAUUUUUGCACAAUAUUUUUGGGGGGUCUGCAACUUUGAAAAAUGAAGAUUCAUGAGGUCAAUGUCAUGGACAUCAUUUCCGACUUCUACAUUUUUUUCCCACAGGAAAGAGAUGCCACCACUGACUUAAAGAUAUUUGAGCCCAGACAUGGUCACUGGGCCAGACCAAAUGUUGUCCUGUCAUCUGAUCUGUUUGUUUUGUUUAUGAAAGUUUACACUGAGCUGUUAAAGAUUUAGCUGCACUGUUUUCUAUUAAAGUAAAGAUGAUAAAAGCUUGUGUUUGUCUUGUAAUCGUUU